AGGCAAUGGUUAAGGAAAGAACGCGGAGAGAGAGCGAGCUAUCGAGAGAGAGAGAGAGAGUUGGAGAGAAAAGGAGUAAAAAAAGCAGCAGCACUUGGGUUUGCCAGCGGUCCUGCGAGCUCGUCCAACAUUGAUUCGGUUCUCUUUUUUUUUUUCUCCUGCCUGUAUUCUGUGCUUUGCAUUAGCCAGCUCCCCCCACCCCCCUCCGCGGCAUGCAUGUGCGCGCGUGUGCCUGCGUUAUGUGUGCGCCGCGCGCUCUGAGUUUUCUGCUGGAUCCAAAGAUCUAAGAAAACACUCAUUGCUCUUUGCCAAGGAUUUUUUUUUUCCGGCAUUGUUUAGAUUUUUUUUUUUUUGUUAAUUAUUUGGAAAGCAUUUAUUUUGAGCACUGUUGCCUUUCUAGUUCUAUUUUUUUCUGUGCACACACCUUUAUUUUGUUUCGUUUUUUUUUUUUUUUUUUCUAACCAAUUUUACCAUCUUGUAAUUUUACCUGGAACCGUUUGCAGCAAAAGCAAAUUUCCUGAUCUUGAAAUUAACUUCUUUCCGCCGGCAAUUGGAGCAUCUCCAGUCUUCUUUCCUUUUUACCCAAGUUUUUUUUUUUUUUGUCGCCAAUUCUUCAUCCUUGCCAAGCCAGCAGUUGUUGUUUCGGCGUGAGUGGCAAAGAACUGGUGCGGGUGGAUUUUUUUCUCUUUUUUCUAUCCUGAACGGCGUGCCAAAUUUAUGAUGAGAGUGCAAAAUGGAUGAAUUUCAUCCCUUCAUCGAGGCUUUGCUGCCACACGUCCGUGCGUUCUCCUACACCUGGUUCAACCUCCAGGCCCGCAAGCGCAAGUACUUCAAGAAGCAUGAGAAGCGCAUGACGAAGGACGAGGAGCGCGCCGUCAAAGACGAACUCCUGGGCGAGAAGCCCGAGAUCAAGCAGAAGUGGGCGUCCCGUCUGCUCGCCAAGCUCCGCAAAGACAUCCGGCCGGAGUUCCGCGAGGACUUCGUGCUCACCAUCACGGGGAAGAAGCCGCCGUGCUGCGUACUGUCCAACCCCGACCAGAAGGGCAAGAUCCGCCGCAUCGACUGCCUGCGGCAAGCGGACAAGGUCUGGCGUCUGGACCUGGUGAUGGUGAUCCUGUUCAAGGGAAGCCCGCUGGAGAGCACGGACGGAGAGAGGCUGGUCAAGUCCCCGCAAUGUUCCAACCACGGCCUCUGCGUGCAGCCGCACCACAUCGGAGUGUCCGUCAAAGAGCUGGACCUGUAUCUGGCCUACUUCGUCCACACGCCAGAAUCUGGACAGUCGGAUAACUCCAACCAACAAGGAGAAGCAGACAUCAAGCCUCCGCCCAAUGGGCACUUGAGUUUCCAGGACUGCUUCGUGACGUCAGGCGUGUGGAACGUGGCGGAGCUGGUCCGUGUGUCACAGACACCAGUUGCCACAGCAACCGGACCCAACUUCUCUCUGGCCGACCUUGACAGUCCAGGAUACUACAACAUCAACCUGGGUCGCCGCUCCAUUACGUCCACGCCAUCGACCAGGACUGAGAUGGAGUUGUAUGCCAGUCUCCCGCGGAGCUCCAACAAGCGUAAAUCCAUUGAUGACAGUGAGAUGGAGAGCCCGGUGGAUGACGUCUUCUAUUCGGGACGUUCUCCUGCCCCGGGAGCAUCCCAACCCAGCGGCUGGCCCAAUGAUGUUGAUGCAGUGCAACACCAUUUGGCCAGUAUGCAGGAGAGGAAGAUAAAACACGAAAGCGAUGGCGUGCAGUUUCCUUACCAUGGACUCUCGUCGCCUGGUUCUCUUAAGAAGUCGGGGAAAUUCGAUUUCAGCGCUCUGUCCGGCCAUACGAGGUCUGCACGCAUGCCGUUCACCCAUCACCCGCUGCCCAUGCUGGCAGGUGUAAGACCAGCAGGAAGUCCCCGUGCCUCAGCUUCCUCCCUGCACUUCCCCUCGCCAUCCAUCAUCCAGCAGUCCAGCCCGUAUUUCACCCAUCCCACCAUCCGAUACCACCACCACCCGGGACAGGACCCCCUCAAGGAGUUUGUGCAGUUCGUGUGUGCCGACGGAUCAGGACAGGCUAGUGGUCAGCCGAACGGGAGCGGCCAGAGCAAAAUGCCGGGCUCCUUCUUGCUGCCUCCACCCCCCCCUGUGGCGCGUCCAGUGCCCCUCCCAAUGCCAGACUCUAAACCCAGCAGCACGCCCCCCGAUGGUGGACUCACCUCACCCACAUCUCCGUCAUACUCCACGCCAGGCUCCACAGCUCCCAACAGGUUUGUCAGCAUCGGAUCACGGGACAACAACUUUCUGAACAUACCCCAGCAGACGCAGUCAUGGUUCCUUUGACGAGGUCCUGCCUGCAACCUGUUGACACAAUUUGGAAGUUUUAUGACAAAAAAGAAAAUAAUAAUCCUGUUUGAAAAUCCCCUCCGACCUGAGAUGCACCCUAAGAAACGUGAGCAGAAUAAGAUUGGGAAACGUUCGACCCUGUAUUUGCCAACCGUCAGACGCCCUUCAAGCCCGCUCCUCCACCUCCGUUACAGACGUUCAGAUCACAGCAGGAGGUGACGGACUGACACGCACCUACAGCAUCUCGCAAGAACCGUCACGAAAACAACGGCAACAUAGAGGAAGAACCUGAUGAGCAGAGACAGAAACAAGAGUGUAGUGUACAAUGGCUGGGAUUAUCAACAGUUUCAGUGGUGAGGAUUCAGACACGACUAAAACGCAAGAUUUUUACUAAUUAAAGUUUUCAAAACACUUAAACAUGCUGACGUUCAGCAUACAAGGCGACGCUAAAAAAAAAGUCAUUUCACAUUAUAAGACGUUUUACAUUUUUAGCUAAUUAGCAUGCAGUAGAAACGUCAGUUACUAAACUAAUUACGAACAGCAGAAGUAUUGCACUACAAAUACGCGAAGAACACUAGUUUGACGUGCACUAUUGAAAAUGGGAUCGACGGCGGACAUUAUUUGCACAUUUUAUUGCAGAGAAAAACAAACCCCACACACUACAGCUACCCAGAGACGCAUCUCAGAGGACGUCCUCGUUUUCAGGCCUCAAACAGAAGCGUUGUAAUGAAACAAACGUCCAAUUCAGGCCAUUAGUGCCAACUAGACAGCACCAGAUUUUAGUUAGUACUCCUAUAGGACGAAAAAUGCCAAUCAGCGUACACACUUAAGGCUCAGUCACUUUCGCUAAAUUUCGUGGGCGAAAAGGUACAUUGUGCAUCGCUACGCUAUUGAAUAUGUACAAAGUACUAAAUUUACAGUACAGCGGAUAAAAUCUUUUUUUUUUUUUUUUUUUUUAUUAAAGACACAUGUCUGACAUGUAAGUUUUAAACUUUUAAGUAAACUCUAUAUUUAUAUAUUUUUUGCCCAAAAUUGCAUGGAUUCCUUAAAAAUGUAUUUUGUCCGUGAAAUUUCGCCGAGCAACUGUAAAUGUGACUGCCAGGGUUGCCAGGUCUUCGUAACAAAACUAGCCCAAUGGCCAAUCAAAAAUAGCCCAAAAGUAGCCCAGUGGCCAUAUCCCAAAUAUUAGGGAUGCACUGAUAUGAAAAUUUUGGCUGAUACCGAUAACCGGUAAUUCUUUAUAUUUGAAAGCCGAUAACCGAUAUAUUGGCCGAUAAAUCUAAAUCCAAAUUUUUAUAUAAUUUUUGAGAGCCUGAUUACAAAAGCUAAAGUCUCACCAUUAAUAGCCAUAUCCCAAACACACAAUUGUAAUGAUGAUAAAUUAUAUAAUUGUAAUAUCAUUAUAAUUUGCAUAAUUUGUGUAAACGUACUGUAUUUACUCCAGUCAUAUCAAGCGAACAGUGCGCAUCUAAAGUGUCUCAGCUGAAUCAACCCAAAGCAACAAUUUAAAUGUAGCCCAAUUUCCACAGACUUGGCAACCCUGGUGACCACACCUUUACAGCCCCCUCACGUGAAAUUGCGUAGAUUCCUCUUUAAAUUAUGGAGCUCCACACAUAAAAUGCAGGAAAAAAAAUAGUAGGCUAAAUUGUGCGCAUAAUUUACUAAUUCGUUCCCUCGAUUCACUAAAUCGUGCGCAUGAUUUAGCCUACUAUUAUUUUCCUGCAUUUUAUGUGCGGGGGUCUGUAUUAAUCGAUAUUUUGUCUGCGAAAUUUCGCCGAGCGAUUGUAAAUGUCACCGCACCUUUACAGCCAUGUGACCGAGCUACAAUUAUAAAAUUGUUUCUUUUAAGAAAAAUCUGCGAUAAUCAUUGCAUUCUUUUAUUUCAAACUCAGUUUUUUAAUUAAAGCCAUAUGUCUGAAAUAUAAGUUUUAAAUCAUUUGUUUAAAAAAUAAAACUCUUAAUUAGAAGUAGAAAACUUAAAAAAAUUUUUUUAGUAAUUUUAAUAAAUUUCUUAAUCGAAGCAAGGCAUAAUAAAAGUCCCCGAUUCAUUAGCACUAAUAAAGGCGGCCCUAGAGACACGCCCACUUCUGUGUUUUGUUUACGUACCUGUUUACACUCCCAGAAGUCCGUGUUCCAAGAACACGCGACCUCGCUGCGGAGCAAAAGAAUGUGUGACAUAUCAUAGCCGUGCUCAGAGGGAGGUGGGCCGCUCGGGGUCGACUUUUAUUAGGCAAAAUUUUGGUAACGUUUCGGCAAGGCUGUCAUCAAAGUAUACGCAUACACGCACUGUCCUCCGCAGGUUGACUACAAAGGGAAGCCUUUAGGGUGAAUUACAGUAGGGCGAUCUUCAUCCGCUGAUAAAACAAACGUUUUGCUUUCGACGCAGCUGUAAUCGACAACCUCACAAAAUAACUGGACUGCCUGACCAUGUAUCUCACUGCAGGGAAGCAUUGUUGCCGGACGGCGGCCGUGUCAUCGCUUUUGGUAGAAAACUAACACGAGAAUCGUGAUGGCAAUGGUCUUUUCUUUUCUAAUCAAAGGAAGUGCCUCUGUAUUCCCAUUAUGCAAUUUGUUAAACAUGAAUUCAGGUUAUUUUCUUGCAUAUAAGCUAUAGAGGAGCGUGAAAUUUUUAUGAGAAGAAGAAAAGAAAAAAACAAGCGUCAGCUCACUAGUUACAAACAUCUUUAUAUAUACAGGAUAUAUCCAUAUAUAUUUAUAUAUACAUUUUUUUUCUUAUUUGCCUAAUAAGCUCAGUGGCAGUCUAGUUAUUUUUUGAAGUAUGAUCAUGAGUUAUCAUAAAUCAGAUAUCCGUUCAGUCCCGAAAACCCAGUUCUGCACUUAAUAAUUAGAGCGAAAAAAUAAACCGGCGGAAAUCAGAUUUCCUCGGAAAACGUUAUUGAUUAGCGUAGGUAAAAAAAAAAAAAAAUGCACGGCUUUUGAUUUCUUUUGUGUUUGGACAGGAAGUAUUUGUUAUUGCAAAAUAAAGUGUGUUGAUUGAGCCAUGUGCAAUGCCUUGGGUAGAAACUGUGUUUGUCUCAUUGUUAGGGUGUACAGGAAAGCGUAGAGGUGAAAAUCCUUCUAUUAUAGUAAAGUCCACGCUGUCCGGGACUCUAAACUACAGGGCGGAGAGAGCGAGAGAGAGAGAGAGAGAGAGAAAACGGUCUUUGUAAGUUUUGGGAUUUUGUUUUGUAAUCUUUCCUUUUUUUUCUGCUUUUUUAUUGUUCAUUUGUAAUGAUUUGUUCUCAAAACUUAGGAGGGCUGAAGAAGCAGUUUUUUUGCGACACGUCAGAAUAUAUCACUAAAUAAAACAGGUGCUUUUUAUGGAUCAAAGUACGUUCAAUCUCUAUUAUACAUAAGAAGACAAAAAAUAAGUGUUAUCAAGACAAAUUUUAGGAAGAAAAAAAAAAACACGUUCAUUACUCUUUUUUCCUUUUUAUAUUUACUAAAGGGGGGAGGGGGUUCAUUGUGGUCAAGGUUGUGACAAAAGGCAUUUUUCCUCCAACCUUUUCCCUGAAACGAACGAGGAAUGUUGAGUGACGACGUCCUAAGAGGUUUUACAAGCUAAAAUGCAGGAUUUUCCGGUGUUUUUGACUUCAUGCUAUGCAUUCCAGUUUUCUAGGACUUCCAUACUUUGGGUCGCCCGAACAGCCGUAGUUCUUAACAAACUUCCCGCCGGAACUUUGCUGGCUUUUUGUAUGUAGAAAAUUUCAAAUUCGUAUGACAAGAUCUUCCCUUUUUGGGGGGAGAGGCUUUAACACUGAAUCUAAAAUGCCCAUUGUAAGCUAGAAACUAAGGAAUAUGAAGACAUGGGAAUUUGUUGUUUUUUAUAUUUUGAUAAACUGGUGAAUCUCUUCAUAUUUCACUCCAAAAAAAAUUUUUGUCAAAAAUAAAUAGUUCGAAAAACAUCGUAAUGGUCCUAUAAUUUUUAUACUUUAUUCAUAUCAUUUUCUUUUAAUUUGGGGGUGAAAAAAAUCUAUAUUUCUUAACAAGCUUCACCCAAACAGACUCCCAAACAAAGUCGGCGACCAAUCAGAACGAGCGAGUUGAAAUUGAACCCCUCCCCCUCAGAACUCGCAGCGCCCUCUACUGGCCCUCCGUGUAAAUGACUCUAAAUAUUUGUUUUGUGAUCUAGUGUUAGACUCAGAGCAUCAUAAAGGUUGUCCCUAAAAAGUGCCUUUUGUUCACAGACACCAUCUUGUAAUCCUGAGUGCCCAUCUCAAAAAAGAAAAAAAAAAAAACAUAAAAAAAACAAAACAAAAAAGUCCCCUCCUUCAAACUUCUGUAUUUCUCCUUCCGCGACUUCUUCAAAGCAGUAUAUAUAGUACUAAAGGAAAUCGGUGUGACUUAGUUCCUCUUUUUAUUGUUGAAUAAUUAAGAAAACUGUAAAAAAUGACAAAAAAAAAUGACUUUCUGUCUUGCUUUUCCUUCCUCUGUAAUCUUGUCUUCUGCCUCUUUUGGACACUGGAGUAGUCUAUAGUUGCAAAACCAUCGCCCUUCCCCAUGCCCCUUUUCUCUGAAUGGAGGGGUUUUAAAAUAAUAAAAAAAAAGAGUAAGAAAAAAAUGUUGUCUGAGCAGAAUGCAGUUAGCUCACAUGUUAUUCUUGUCUGUACGCUUCACGUUGUAUUCAUACCGAUCUCUUCAGCUUCUCCAUUGAACAGUUAAUGUACGUGAACAAGUUACGCCGGUGAGCUCUGGUGGGCCGUCCCACGGACAGAAGGGUGUUUCAGCUGCGAAAACGAUAGAGGCCGACCGCUGGGGUAGAGUAGGCGAGUUUUGAUCUAUUUAUUUCUCUAUUUUUUUUGUUUUGUUACCAAAUUCUUUUGAUUUGCUAUGAUCUGUUUGUUAUUGAUUUUGCAUUGAGAAUCUGUAUUGAUGAUGCACCUUUUGAAUGGUUGUACGUGACCAGAUAUUUAAUUUAAAAAAAAAAAAAAAGUUCCUGUCAAGACAAAGCACCUUAAAAACGGAGUGGUUUCAGCCCAGGGAAAGCGACAGACAUUUUCGAAGCCCAGCGUUACGAGCCAAACCCUUUAGACCAAAGUGACGCACGCCACAAAAAAGACUAAAAUUAACUUGAAAACUCACCAGCAAAAGCCGACGUGGGCUUAAACGACAACUUGCUUCCUCCCACAAACAAAAUAUGCAAUUGUUUCACUUUCCCGAGUCCGUGAAGCCGGCGUCCGCGUUGGCUGCGAUUUAUUAAUAACUGUAAUAAGUGAAAGCCAUAGCGACGGACACGUGUUUGGCGCUCUCAUUGUCCCUCCCUGGUACUGACCGUCCAUUUUCUUUCUUUCAUAUUUACUUUACUUUUGUACUCUUGUGUUGAGCGGGGCAUUCGGAUGCGUUUAGAGUAGCAUGAGCCCUCGGCGGCUUCGGUCCUGGUUUGAACUCCUCGAGCGGCGCCCUUCUCAGUCCACACGCCUUCCAGAGCUCAUGGUGAAAUGCAUGUGUUGAUUACAAUUUCUUUUCCAUAAUAAGAAAAACAAGAAAGAGCAGCACCUUUAACUGAUUGAAUAAAAGGAUGUUCUUGACUGUAAA
Molecule: messenger RNA, 7858 nt
Organism: Megalobrama amblycephala (Wuchang bream)
Lineage: Eukaryota; Metazoa; Chordata; Actinopteri; Cypriniformes; Xenocyprididae
Gene: nfixb
Product: nuclear factor I/Xb
Exons: 13
Coding region: 734-2320 (528 amino acids)
Biological process (GO): regulation of transcription by RNA polymerase II
Cellular component (GO): nucleus
Molecular function (GO): RNA polymerase II cis-regulatory region sequence-specific DNA binding; DNA-binding transcription factor activity, RNA polymerase II-specific
Source: RefSeq, a predicted model, not a curated record